GUGUGCGGGCGGCCAGGUGAUAUGUGUCAUGUCUACCGAUGUGGAAUACUCACGGCGCAGGAGAUAUACCCAUGACACGUUUGACUUUCCUCGAGAAUUUGACCACCGUGCUGAAGUACACCACAGACGGGGGUCCCUCUGUGAUAGACAUUGCAAUGUAAAUAUCCAGCAUGAUUUGGUGGAUAUGGAUACCCAUUCUGGUUCUCAUCAGCAUAGCCUGCUCACACCAAGACUGUUGCAUGGAGCCUCCACCCCAUCCUGUUGUCCUCAUCACUCAGAGGAGGUCCUGCCUUGUGACCUUUGUCUUGUUAAAACUACUCUAACUGCUGAGAAUGAAGUGGAAGCCCUUAAAUUGUCAAAUAACUAUAAGUUUGGUUUUAAAAAAUGGAAAAGCCAUGUAACUGAGCGUCCAUGGGAGGAUCGAUCUGAAAUUGUAAAAGAACUCUAUUCUGACCUGAAUGUGGUAAAAGCUGCAAUGGCCUCACAAUUCAGCAUUGGCAACAUCCUUUAUGUACUUCUUUUUGGAUGGUGGAUCACUUUGCUUUACAUCCUGGUAUCUGUCCUUAUGUUUCUCUCCAUACUAGGAGCUCCUUAUGGUGUCCUUUGUUGGAAGCUUGCAGGAUACUUUAUUUGGCCAUUUGGGAAAGUAAUCUUAAAGAGUGGUACUGCACAUAACAGAAAAUGCCUGGUGAGAUUCACAAAGUGUGAAGCAAUACCAGAGGUCGAUGAAGUGGAGAAAACCCCCCUCAUAAAUAACUGUGAGAAGGUACAUUCAGACUACCAGGGUCCGGAGGUCCACUACUGGUGGCGACUCAGCACUUAUGUAUGGCUCUUGGUAGGAUUUCCAUUGCUUGCAGUAGUCCAUGGGCUAGCAAGCUUAAUCUCUUGGCUUCUAGUCUUCUUCAUCCCCAUCUCCAAAAUGAAUGCCAGGAUCCUGUCUACCGUGCUGUUAAUGCCUCCAGAACAUGUGCACAUCCGAGGGACAAAAAAGGUAGAAGAGGCCUAUCAUGCAGAAAUCAUUCUAUGCUGCUAUUAUGCCGUUAAUGUAUAUUACUACAAGUAUGCUGUGGAUGGAUUAAAUGUGUUUUCAGUCAAUCUGAUUGUGUUGGUGAUUGUAUCACUGGUUCUUGGCUAUGUUGACAGCCACAACUAUUAUACCAGUUCACCUGUGAAAUUCACGCUCUCACUGCUCUCCUUAAUGCCGCUUUCCUACUAUAUUGGAAUGGCAAUUGCAAGUAUCUCUGCUCAGAGCAACUUUGCGGUGGGAGCUGUGGUGAAUGCUACAUUUGGCUCAAUCAUUGAACUGACUUUCUACAUCACUGCACUGAUUAAAGGGGCACGGGAAGAUAAUAAGUGCUAUGAAGAGGUGGUAAAGUCCGCUCUGACUGGCACGUUGCUGGGGUGUGUCCUCUUUGUUCCUGGCUUGUGUAUGAUCAUUGGUGGAAUAAAGCAUCAGGAGCAGAGGUUUAAUAGCAGGUCAGCUGGAGUUGGUUCUGCAUUGCUAUUCAUUUCUGUAGGAGGUGUAUUUGCGCCUACACUGUUCUCCAAAGUAUAUGGAAAGAUGAUCUGUGGAGACUGUAUGAACUUUGGACAAAAUGGAACAAACCAGUAUAUCUGUCAGAACUGCCACACAGAGUUGGUAAGACAAAACGGCACCAUGUUUUACAAUGAUAUAAGGCCCUUGGUGUACACCGUGUGUAUUCUGCUGCCUGCUGCUUAUGUCAUAGGACUUAUCUUCACACUCAAGACUCAUUCCCACAUUUACGAUAUUCACGUCAGUGAUUGCCAUGUGCCAGGCCACCAUCAUAGCCCUGUUGUCCACUGGUCCCGUUGGCGGUCAAUGGUCAUUCUUAUUGGCUCUACUUUAUUGAUGGCAGCAUGUGCAGAUCUGGCCACUGAGCAUAUCAGUCCUAUUCUUAAAGAAGCCACGGUGUCACAGUAUUUUAUUGGGGUGACUGUUUUAGCAAUGAUCCCUGAGCUUCCUGAAAUUGUUAAUGGGAUUCAGUUUGCCUUACUCAACAACCUAAGUCUAAGCAUCGAGAUUGGAACUUGUAUUGCAGUUCAGGUGUGCAUGCUGCAGAUCCCCAUACUGGUCCUAUUCUCUGUGUUUUAUCCAUCGGGAUUCACUCUGAUAUUUAGUGACCUCCACCUCUGGGCCUGUAUGUUCAGCGUGAUCCUGAUGAAUUACAUCUUCAUGGAUGGGAAGUGUGAUUAUUUUCAGGGCACUGCCCUGGUCAUGGUUUACUUCAUACUUCUAGCCAUGUAUUUCUUUGCUCCAUCUCCCACUGGCUGCUGACGAGGAUGAUUGGACUACAUGAGAACUUGGGGAAAAAUGGACA
Molecule: messenger RNA, 2339 nt
Organism: Nanorana parkeri
Lineage: Eukaryota; Metazoa; Chordata; Amphibia; Anura; Dicroglossidae
Product: putative cation exchanger C521.04c
Exons: 20
Coding region: 29-2296 (755 amino acids)
Biological process (GO): intracellular calcium ion homeostasis; calcium ion transmembrane transport
Cellular component (GO): membrane; endomembrane system
Molecular function (GO): calcium:proton antiporter activity
Source: RefSeq, a predicted model, not a curated record